Myotis lucifugus (little brown bat) is the source of this 1048-nucleotide messenger RNA. It is a transcript of the gene NACC2, whose product is annotated as NACC family member 2. The transcript has 4 exons. Lineage: Eukaryota; Metazoa; Chordata; Mammalia; Chiroptera; Vespertilionidae. The coding region runs from base 1 to 933 and encodes 310 amino acids. The record is from RefSeq and is a predicted model, not a curated record.
AUGGUUGUCGUGCGAGGGGAGGCGGAGACCGGGCGUCUCUGUGACCGGGCGCUCCCCUCCGUGGAGAGCCGUGUGCGCCUGUCACGGAUCCGCCAGACGGCAGGGGUCCGCCAGGCCUGGGCGGGCAGGGCAGGCUCCUCCGCCCUCCGUCCCUGCCCGGGCUGCUCCUGGGGACCCCUGACCGCGGGUUCUGUGCCCACAGUGCCAGAGAAGCCCGAGCCAGUGCCGCUGGAGAGCCGCUCCUGUGUCCUCAUCCGCCGUGACCUGGUGGCCCUGCCCGCCAGCCUCAUCAGCCAGAUCGGGUACCGCUGCCACCCCAAGCUCUACUCGGAGGGCGACCCCGGCGAGAAGCUGGAGCUGGUGGCAGGCUCGGGCGUCUGCAUCUCGCGGCGCCAAGCCAGGGAGUUCCCUCGAGGCUGGGAGGGUAGCCAGGGACCGCCCUUGAGGAGUCACGAGGCUGCCUCCCAGGAGAGCGAGAUGAACGUGAUCGCGGCGGACAUGUGCACCAACGCCCGCCGCGUCCGGAAGCGCUGGCUGCCCAAGAUCAAGUCCAUGCUGCCCGAGGGCGUGGAGAUGUACCGCACGGUCAUGGGCUCCUCGGCCGGCGUGGCCCUGGACCCCGAGUUCCCGGCCGCGGCCGCGCAGGUGUUCGAGCAGCGGCUGUACGCGGAGCGGCGGGGCGACACGGCCGCCAUCGUGGCCCUGAGAACUGACGCCGUGAACGUCGACCUGGGCGGCCCGGCCAACCCCCCCUUCGAGGCCGGAGAGGAGGCCGAGGGGGCCGGCUCCGUCAUCCAGGAGGUGGCCGCGCCCGAGCCGCUGCCCCCCGACGGCCAGAGCCCCCCGCAGCCCUUCGAGCAGGGCGGCCCCGGCUCCCGGCCCCCGACGCCCGCGGCCCGGAGGCCAGACGGCGCCUACGCGGGGACUCUGUAGAGGCCGCGCCGGGGACGGACGGCCGGAGCUGCUUGCAUGCGUUACUAAUACAAACCAAUGUGAUCGAGCCACUCACCUACUGAUCGGCUGUUGCCUGAAAACAAUGUGAUUUCUA